AUGAUUCGUACGCUGGGGCUGCAGAUGAAGCAGUUUGAUUAUGCAGCUCACACUGACGAUGUGGGUGUGGAAUGGCGAAAGUGGUUGCUGUCGUUCGAGACGAUGAUCCGAGCGUCCCGCAUCGAGGAUGAAGAUUGGAAAAAAGAUCUGCUGCUGCACUAUGCCGGCCCAAAUGUUCAGCAGCUCUUCGGAACGCUACCGGAGUUGCCCGGGGAAGAAAUGCGUGGGCCGUUGAUAAACAUCGAACACUACACGCCAAGUAUGACCAGCUACGAGGAAGCCUGCGCCAGACUGAAUGAGUUCUUUCUGCCCAAGGAAAACUCGACCUACGAGCGCCACAUUUUGCGGCAAAUGAAACAACGGCUCGGUGAGAGUAUUGACGCUUUUACCGUUAGACUGCGAGUUCAGGCAGAAAGGUGUGGAUUUGAUGAUCGGAUGGAGGAGCACAUCAAGGACCAAAUUAUUCAGACAAGCCAACCAGACACGCUGCGCCGAGAUUUGCUGAAGCGGGGCGACGCAAGUCUCGAAGAGAUAGUAAACGUUGUGAAGAUCUACGAAACCGUGGCGAAGCAGGACAAAUCUUUUGCGUCGGGAGAUGUUAAGCCAGCGGCAAGUGAGGUCAGCAAGAUUGAUGUUAAGCCUCCUCCGUCGGGUAACCGCAAACGAUUUCCGGAGAUAGCUUCGUCCGAGUGCCACCGUUGUGGAUUUGAAGGUCACGUGGCCAGUGAUGAGAGGUGUCCUGCCAGAGGACACAUGUGCAACAAAUGCGGUGGAAGGGACCACUUUGCGAGAAAGUGUCGAACGGCAAAGAAACCGUUCAGGCCUGGUGGAAACCGUUGGACCGGAAGUCACCCGAGAGCUUACGCCGCCAAGCAAGAUCGUUCUGAGGCGGAUUCCAGCACGGUGAAACACAUCGCUGAAAAGGACACGGAGUAUGUCUUUAACGUGACUUCAAGUAACGACGAUGGUGAGAUGCAAUGCGAAGUAGGUGGCGUUGGUAUGUGUGCGGUUAUUGACUCGGGCUCGAAGUACAACCUCCUGAGCCAAGGAGACUGGGAAAAACUCAAGGCCAAGAAGGUAGUCGUGUCGAAUCAACGCAAGGAGACGUCGAAGUCGUUCAAAGCGUACGGGGGGCAGCCUCUUCCGUUGCUGGGCGUAUUUACAGCUUCGCUCAAGAUUGGAUCCGUAACAGAACCGGCCGAGUUCUAUGUGGUGGAAGGAAACGGCAAGUUUCUUAUCGGUCGUGACACAGCUACAGCGAUGGGUGUCCUGCGAAUCGGUGUACCAGUUAACGAAGUGGACACUGAGUGCAAGCGGUUGGGCACCAUCAAAGGAAUUGUCGUAGACAUCCCGAUCAGGGCUGACGUAACUCCCGUUGUUCAACCGUACCGACGCAUACCGGUGGCGUUGGAGGCCAAAGUGGACCAGAAGAUUGACGAGCUGUUGAGCCAGGGUGUAAUCGAGCGAGUGAACGCGCCAUCAAAAUGGAUAUCUCCUGUAGUAGUGGUGCCAAAAGGCGACGACGUACGAAUCUGCAUUGACAUGCGACGAGCGAAUGAAGCUGUGGAAAGGGAGAACCACCCCCUACCGACCAUCGAAGAUUUUUUGCCACACUUGGCGAAGGCCAAGAUUUUCUCGCGACUGGACGUGAAGAACGCUUUUCAUCAGGUAGGAUUCUAA
Culex quinquefasciatus (southern house mosquito) is the source of this 1680-nucleotide messenger RNA. RefSeq lists its product as uncharacterized. Bases 1 to 1680 code for a protein of 559 amino acids. The transcript has a single exon. The record is from RefSeq and is a predicted model, not a curated record. NCBI's taxonomy places the organism in Eukaryota, Metazoa, Arthropoda, Insecta, Diptera, Culicidae. Gene Ontology annotation, molecular function: nucleic acid binding; zinc ion binding.